AUGCACCGAGCAGUGCUAAGUUUCAUGCGUCAAGCCCUUGUGAAAAGAAGCUACCCUCCGGCAUUGCGACUUUACUCUGUGGCUUGUUGCUUGAAGAGCUUAGAUCAUCAAGAACCUGCUGGAAGCUUCUUUUGCAGCGAGUAUAAAAACCAGUGCCUUCCUCCCUUGAUCACACUAGCAGUUCGUACAUCAAACUGGAGCAAGGGCAGGAAAAUUACCUUCAGGGAGUGUGUGAAGUUAUAUGGGCUAUCCCGGUCAGUUGGGCUGUUUGCAUUGCUUAUGCAACCCUUCUUGCCGCGAAGAAUCAGAGAGAUCCGGUGCUUCAUGCGGAGCAUUGUUGAUUACUGUGGAAGUGCCGGCCCAGAGUUGUUUGAGUUGGCACCUAUGUUGGUCAGUAAUUUGGGUGGGUCAAUGACAUUACUACAAGUUCAUGCUACAGUCAUUCGGGUUUUUGUAGAGUUGUCAAUGUUUGAGGAUGCUCUUCUCACUUACAUUGAGGCCAAGAAGGUUGGAGUUGAGCUGCAGUUGUGCAACUUCCUGCUGAAGUGUUUAGUGGAGAGGAAUCAAAUCAUGUCUGCGAGGAGUUUGUUUGAUGACAUGAAUACUUCUGGUCCGUCACCAAAUGUGUACUCUUAUUCAGUUUUGAUGAGUGCUUAUACACAUGGAGAUAGGUUAUGCUUGGAGGAAGCUUUUGAGCUUCUAUGUGAAAUGGAAAUGAAAGGCGUGAAACCGAAUGCGGUAACCUAUGGCACUUACCUCUAUGGGCUUUGCCGUACCAGACAUGUGUCAUCUGCAUGGAACUUUCUUCAAAUGCUUUGUCAGAGAGGCUACCCUCGCAACAGUUAUUGUUACAAUGCUGUGAUUCAUGGUUUCUGUCAUGAGGAACAGGUUCAGAAAGCCAUGGAGGUGUUUGAUGGGAUGAAGAAGGGUGGGUUUAUCCCAGAUGCCCAUAGCUAUAGUAUAUUAGUUGAUGGGUUAUGUAAGCAAGGGGAUCUAUUGGCAGGCUAUGACGUGCUUGUCGAAAUGGUAAGAAAUGGGAUUGCUCCUACUCUGGUCAGUUAUACUUCACUUUUGCAUGGUCUUUGCAGAGCUGGAAAGGUUGAAUUGGCAUUUGACCUGUUUAGGAGGCUCAAAGAACAAGGUGUCAAGCAUGACCACAUAGUUUACAGCAUUUUUCUUGAUGGUUGUUGCCAACAUUUUGAUCUAGAGGUUGUGUAUGAUCUUUGGAAGAACAUGGUUCAUCAUAAUUUUAUUCCAGAUGCUUACAACUAUACUAGUCUGAUAUAUGCAUUCUGUAGACAUAGUUACCUCAAAGAAGCAUUGGGAGUAUUCGAACUCAUGUUUGAGAAGGGAAUAAGCCCGAACAUUCUGACAUGCACCAUUCUAGUUGACAGUUUCAGCAAAGAAGGGAUGAUCGAUGAAGCCCUCCUAUUCCUGGACAAAGUACGCCAGCUUGGAAUUGUUCCCAACCUUUGUAUGUACAGAGUUAUCAUAAAUGGUCUGUGCAAGGUCAACAAAUGCGAUGAUGUGUGGGCCUUUUUCGCAGACAUGAUAAAAAGAGGCUGCGUUCCAGAUACUUACAUUUAUAGUAUUAUUAUUGAUGGCUGUGUGAAAGCACUGAAAUUUCAUGAGGCUUUCAGAUUGUUUCAUAAAAUGUUGGAUGAGGGUACAAAGCCUAAUAUAUUCACAUAUACUAGCCUAAUAAAUGGUCUUUGCCAUAAUGACAGACUUCCUGAAGCUGUGACAUUGUUUAAGCAUAUGAUUUGGGAAGGAUUGACACCAGACAGGAUUUUGUAUACAUCUCUUAUUGAUUGUUAUUGUAAGCGUUCAAACAUGAAGGCAGCUUUGGAAAUUUUUAGAGAGAUGGAGAAAGGGGGUUUAUCAGCAGAUGCUUUUGUCUAUACUUGUUUAAUUGGUGGGUUUAGUAAAGUGCUUGCGAUGGAUGGUGCGCAGUGGUUGAUGGAAGAAAUGAUAAAUAAGGGGCUUUCACCUACUGUAGUAACUUAUACAGAUAUCAUAGUUGGAUACUGCAAAACUGGAGAUGAGAAGAAAGCUCAUAUGAUGUAUAACAGUAUGCUCCAGGCAGGCAUUACACUGGAUGACAAGCUGAGUAGUAUAUUGGGAUUUGGCAAUGAUGGAGAUAGUUUUCAGGACUCCCAGGAAGAGAAGGAUAUAUCAUAA
Triticum turgidum subsp. durum (durum wheat) is the source of this 2181-nucleotide messenger RNA. The record is from the annotation of a GenBank genome assembly. Lineage: Eukaryota; Viridiplantae; Streptophyta; Magnoliopsida; Poales; Poaceae.